Messenger RNA from Scedosporium apiospermum, 3168 nucleotides. RefSeq names its product Eukaryotic translation initiation factor 3 subunit A. Gene Ontology annotation, cellular component: multi-eIF complex; eukaryotic translation initiation factor 3 complex, eIF3m; eukaryotic translation initiation factor 3 complex, eIF3e. The transcript has 3 exons. Lineage: Eukaryota; Fungi; Ascomycota; Sordariomycetes; Microascales; Microascaceae. Gene Ontology annotation, biological process: translation reinitiation; formation of cytoplasmic translation initiation complex. Gene Ontology annotation, molecular function: translation initiation factor activity; mRNA binding. The record is from RefSeq and is a predicted model, not a curated record. Bases 1 to 3168 code for a protein of 1055 amino acids.
AUGGCUCCUCCACCCCAUCAAAAACCCGAAAAUGUGCUGAAGCGCGCCAACGAACUCAUCGGGGUUAACCAGGCCCCCGCGGCCUUGGUCCUGCUCCAUGAGCACAUCAACUCGAAGCGAUCCCGAAAUGUCCCCAUCGCCUCCCUGGAACCUGUGAUGCUCCUCCUCGUCGAACUUUCCGUCGAGCAAAAGAAGGGAAAACUCGCCAAGGAUGCCCUGUACCAGUACAAGAACAUCAGCCAGAACACCAACGUUGGCACGAUUGAGCUCGUACUGAAGAAAUUCAUCCAACUCGCCGUCGACAAAGUCACAGCAGCUCAGCAAAAGGCCGAUGAGGUCCAGUCGAGCCUCGAAGCCACCGCUGCUGGCGAGUCCAACAUCGAGGACUUGGAGGCCAGCGAAACACCCGAGUCCAUCCUCCUGGCCACCGUCUCCGGCGAGCAAUCUCGUGAUCGAACCGAUCGAGCUAUUGUCACCCCCUGGUUAAAGUUCCUUUGGGAGGCCUACCGCACUGUUUUGGAUAUUCUGCGAAACAAUGCCCGCCUUGAGCUUCUUUACCAGAGCACCGCUCUGCAAGCCUUCGAUUUCUGCCUUAAGUAUACCAGGAAGACCGAGUUCCGGAGGCUUUGCGAGCUGUUGAGGAAUCACGUCCAAACCGCCGCCAAGUACUCGUCCCAAAUGCAUGCCAUCAACUUGAGCGACCCCGACACUCUCCAGCGCCACCUCGAGACCAGGUUCCAACAGCUCAACGUUGCCGUUGAGCUCGAGCUCUGGCAGGAGGCCUUCCGCAGCGUUGAGGAUAUCCACACCCUCCUCAGCCUUAGCAAGCGACCCCCCAAGAACAUCAUGAUGGCCAACUAUUACGAGAAGCUUACCCGUAUCUUCCUCGUUGGCGAGAACUAUCUUUUCCAUGCCGCCGCUUGGUCUAGGUACUAUAGCCUCCUUCGCCAGUCCGCUCUUCUCCUUGCCACUGGUCAGGGCCGCAAGGCCGACAAUCCUCCCGCUGCCGAGGCGGAUAUCCAGCGCGCUGCUUCGUUCGUCCUCCUCUCCGCCCUCGCUAUUCCUGUGAUUAGCACCACGAGGUCCCGCGGUGCCAUGGUUGAUUUCGACGAGGCCAGGAAGAACAAGAACUCCCGCCUCACCCACCUUCUUGGCAUGUCCCAAGCUCCCACUCGUGCCGGCCUCUUCCGCGAUGCGUUGGCCAAGUCUCUGCUCAAGAGGGCCCGACCUGAAAUCCGCGAUCUUUACAACAUCCUUGAAGUCGACUUCCACCCUCUUUCAAUUUGCCAGAAAAUCUCCCCUAUUCUGACCAAGAUUGGCGCUGAUACUGAGAUGGAGAAGUAUAUCCUGCCUCUGCAGCAGGUUAUCCUCACGCGCCUGUUCCAACAACUCUCCCAGGUGUAUGAGACUGUCGACUUGGCGUUCGUUGAGAACCUGGCCAAGUUCCCUGAGCCCUAUCAAGUCACUCGCGCCACUGUUGAGAAGUUCAUCAUGAACGGAAACAAGAAGGGCGAUUUGUCCAUUCGCAUGGACCAUGCUACCGGUGUCCUCAGCUUCGAUAACGAUGUCUUCUCAUCGUCCAAGGCCGGAUCGGGAGCCGGAUCUGCCGAAUCCGAGACCGGCUCGAUCCAGAGACUCCAGAGCACUCCCUCCGAGAUCGUUCGAUCUCAGCUCACCCGCCUCGCCAAGUCCCUCUACACUACCUGCUUCUACAUUGAUCCGAGCUUCAGUAAGAGCCGUGCCGAAGCCCGCCAGGCAGCCCUUGCGCGCGCCCGUGCCGGAGCGGAAGAGGAGCACAAUGCCAUCCUUCAGCGAAAGGAGGUCAUCGAGCGACGAAAGGAGGCCGCCUCCGAGGCUCAGGCCCGAAAAGAGCGUGAGCUUGCCCAAAGGAAGCGAGAGCAAGAGCAGGCUCUCCAGGAGGCCGAAGAUCGUCGCCUCGCUGCGGAGCAGAAGGAGCGAGAGGAGCGCAGGCUCAAGGCUGAGCGGGAUCGCGUUCGCAAGGAGGAACUCAAGAAGCAGAUCGCUGAUCUCAAGAUCGGACCUAACGCCAUUGACAUUGAUAUGGACAAUCUGGAGAACCUUGAUAGCAGUGAGCUUCGGAGGAUGAAGCUCGCGCAGCUCGAGAGGGAGAAGAAUGAUAUCAACGAGAAGCUCCGAAUCACCGGAAAGCGUAUCGACCAUCUUGAGCGAGCAUUCAGGAAGGAGGAGAGCAAGAAGUUGCCCGCGGAUUAUGAGAAGCAGACGGAGCAGGACAAGGCCACGUACGAUGUUGUCAAGGCCCAGACUCUCAAGGAUGCGGAGGAGAAGCACAAGGCUGCCGUCGAACUGAAGGGCAGGCUUAGCAGGCUGGUGCCGUUCUUCACGGAGUUCCGCAGCGAUCUCCACGAGCGCCGCCGCGACGAAUUCGAGUCCCGCCGCCGUGAUGCGGAGAGGGAGCUUGAUAGGCAGAUUACUGCUCGCAAGAGGGAGUUCAAGGAGCGCAAGCUCCGAGAGAAGCGUGAGCGUGAGGAGAAGGAGAGGCAGAUCCGCGAGGCCGAGGAGGCGGCCGCUCGCGAGCGCGAAGAGAAGCAGAGGCUGGAGGAGGCCAAGCGCGAAGAGCUUGCUCGACUUCGGGAGCAGAGGGCUCGGGAGUCGGAGGAGGCCCGCGAGAAGGCUGCUCUUCAACUCAGGCGCGAGGAGGAGGCUCUUGCCCGACGCAGGGAAGAGAAGGAGAGGGCCAGGGUCCAGGCGGAGCGACCCGAACCUUUUGCCGCCGCCAGCAGUGCUGGCCGCCCACCCCUCAAGCUUCCCGGUGCUGGAAAGUGGAGGGAGCGCGAGGCCGCCAAGGCCAGCGAGGGAGCUGCCGCACCCUCCCGUGCAGCUCCUCCCAUGGAGCGAACGGAUUCCCGGGAGCGCGUUGGUGCCGCCCCACGCCUCAACCUUGCGGGUAGCGGUAAUAAGCCCAGCUGGCGUGAUAGGCAGCGUGAGAGGGAGGCCGGUGGCCGAGACGACAGCAGCAGCCGUGCUGGACCCCGUGUGCCCUCUGGCGCCGGCGGUUACCGCAUGGACCGUACCGAUUCGGGCAGGGGCGCCAACGGACGAAACGAAUCGCCCGCUGCCCCCGCUGGUGAGCCCAUCCGGCCCUCCGGCGCGCCCGGCAAGUGGGUGCCUCCUCACAAGAGGACUUGA